Chrysochloris asiatica (Cape golden mole) is the source of this 2409-nucleotide messenger RNA. It is a transcript of the gene CEP78, whose product is annotated as centrosomal protein 78kDa. NCBI's taxonomy places the organism in Eukaryota, Metazoa, Chordata, Mammalia, Afrosoricida, Chrysochloridae. The coding region runs from base 1 to 2409 and encodes 802 amino acids. Gene Ontology annotation, cellular component: centrosome. The record is from RefSeq and is a predicted model, not a curated record. Gene Ontology annotation, molecular function: protein binding. The transcript has 17 exons.
AUGAUCGAUUCGGUGAAGCUGCGCCGUGAUAGCGCGGCCGAUUUUUACUCGCAUUACGAGUACCUGUGCGCGCUGCAGGACUCGGUUCCGCUGCCCGCCGUGCGCGCCAGCCUCCGCGAGGGCGUGCUGGACUUCAACGCCGACCGCCUCCGCGUCGUGGACUGGGCGCCUCUGCUGAGCACCCUCAAGGUGAAUAAAGAUCUGCCCGUGGUCUCUAUAAAGAGCUUCUUCCAACCGUGGCUUGGAGAAACAGGAUCUGACAGAAGUAAAGUGUGCCGAAGUCGUAUUCCUGCAGUACGAUCCAAAGAUGUGUCCUUCCAGCUGUGUAAAGCUCUGAAAGGCUGUUUAAGUGUCUCAGGCGCUCUCAAGAACCUGGAACUGAAUGGGCUGGUUCUGAGAGAGAGAGACUUAACUAUGUUAACAAAGGGAUUGAAUAAAUCAGCUUCUUUGGUGCACCUGUCGCUUGCAAGUUGCCCAAUUGGAGAUGGAGGUUUAGAAAUUAUUUGUCAAGGCAUAAAGAACUCUGUUACCCUGAAGACUGUAAACUUCACAGCGUGUAAUCUGACCUGGCAAGGAGCGGAUCACAUGGCCAAGAUCUUAAAGUAUCAGACCAUGAGAAGGCAUGAGGAGACCUGGGCCGAGAGCCUUCGUUAUAGGAGGCCUGAUCUCGACUGCAUGGCCGGCUUAAGGCGCGUCACCUUCAAUUGCAACACGCUCGUCGGUGACCUUGGUGCACGGGCUUUUGCAGACUCUCUUAGUGAAGAUUUAUGGCUUAGAGCACUCGACCUGCAGCAGUGUGGCCUCACCAGUGAAGGAGCCAGUGCUUUUGUAAAGGCCCUCGAAACCAACCGAACUUUGGUCAUUCUGGAUAUAAGAAAAAAUCCACUGAUUGAUCAUUCUGUCAUGAAAGCAGUUAUCAAAAAGGUUCUCCAGAAUGGAAGGAGUGCUAAGUCAGAGUACCAGUGGAUAACUUCUCCAUCAGUAAAGGAACCAUCUAAAACUGCUAAACAGAAAAAGAGAACUAUCAUUCUUGGAAGUGGUAGAAAAGGAAAAGCUACUAUUCGAAUUGUUGGAUUGGCUACAAAGAAGCCUGUAAACAAUGGAAGAAAACACAUCUCUGCUAAAGAAUAUUAUGCUCCCGAACCUCUCCCACCUGGUGUGUCUGGUUUCCUGCCAUGGCGUACUGCAGAGCGUGCAAAGAGGAACAGGGGUUUUCCAUUAAUCAAGACUCGUGAUGUCUACAAUCAUUUGCAGCAGUCAGACUUUCCCGUGACCGUGACAGUAGAAAGUCCUUCAUCCUCAGAGAUCGAAGAGGUUGACAAUUCUUCAGAAAGUGUGCACGAAGUGUGUGAGAAAACGAGUGUAAAACAGGAAGCAUUACAGGGGAAACUGGAAGAGUGUCUAAAGCAGCUAAAGGAGGAGAGAGUAAUACGACUUAAGGCAGAUAGACGAGUCAGUGAGCUGGAAUAUGAAAAUGCCAAGUUAAGAAAUAUAAAUUUCUCUUUAUCUGAAGCCCUUCAUGCACAGUCAGUGACCAGCAUGAUCCUGGAUGAUGAUGGUGUUUUGCGCAGCAUUGAGAACUCUUUUCAGAAGUUCCAUGCUUUCUUGGAUCUCCUUAGAGAUGCUGGCCUUGGACAGCUUGCCACAAUGGCUGGUAUAGAUCAGUCAGAUUUUCAUUUACUAGGUCGUCCCCAGAUGAACUCUACUAUUAGUAAUGCGCCUAAAGAUGAAAAAAAGGCACUUGAAGAAGAAAAACCAGAAUCCGAGCAGAAUGCCCUGGGACAAGUACAGAAUAUCCAAGUUUCUAUUUGUAUGCAGUCAGCUUACAAUGAAGGAACACUAAUGAAGUUUCAGAAAAUUACGAGUGGUGCUAGAAUUCCUUUGCCUGUGGACCCCUUCCCUGUCCCAGUUUCUACUCAGGAGGCCUUAAUAACUUCCAAAGACAACUUGGAUGGCCCUGGUACUGAGCAGCAGCAAGGGUCUUUUGAAGAAUUCCUUCCUAGAGCAUGUUCUCCAACAGAUGUGAUUCCUGGGACUGGAAGUCAAAGCAAAGAGGAGGAGCAGUCCAGAAGUAGCAGAUCUUCUGUAGAGAAAAUGACCAAAACAAAUGAAUAUACCAAAAAACACUUUGCUAAGAAACAACAUGGAACAGAUCUGCAUUUCUACUCUAACUCUACUGUAAACCGCAAGAGCAAAGGAAUCGGAGAAAAUAGUUCUUUGAUUAAUGAACCAAUGAAAAGUGAGCCUUUGAAAAAACACACAUCUGCCAAGAAAGAAAGCGGGAUAGUGACUGUUUCAUCCAAAACAAAUAAAGAUAAACCGAGUCCACUAGAACAUUCUGAAAGCGAUACUCUUGGAUCUGAUUUUGAAUUUCAAGACAGUAUCCAUACUCUAUCACGCCUGACAUAG